AUGCUGUGGUCUCUGCUGCUUGUGAUGAUUGGCGCGGCGGCGGGCACGCGGCGGCUUCAGUUCACGAGUCCUAGCCCGAGGCCAGUAGACGUGACAGAGUUCAACUACUGCGUGUACGUGGUCAACGAUGCCGGAGAUACGUCCUACUGCUGCUACAUGCAGCUUGAUGUGCCUAUAAUCGAGAACCCCGCAUGCUUCGAUGGAUGGACCGCGCAGUACCCGGGUGGCUCGGUCGUCCUAAUGUGCGACCCGAACUCAACGGCCUGCGUCACGACGCAAGUGGGCGACCCGAACGAGAUGACGCUUCCACCAACAACAGAACCUCCUACUACGACGGCGCCAUGCUACGCCCGGGCCCAGCGCCUCGACGACACCGGUGGCGACAGCUUCCAGCGUGCCAACACAAGUGCCAAGUCCUACGCCCAAGCCGAGUCCAGCGACGGUAAAGCCCCGGACGCCGAUACCGCUAAAGACAACGUCGAAGCCUCCCGUUACACUUAA
Molecule: messenger RNA, 501 nt
Organism: Saprolegnia diclina VS20
Lineage: Eukaryota; Oomycota; Saprolegniomycetes; Saprolegniales; Saprolegniaceae
Exons: 2
Coding region: 1-501 (166 amino acids)
Source: RefSeq, a predicted model, not a curated record